This is a messenger RNA of Penicillium argentinense, 3093 nucleotides long. RefSeq names its product Ran GTPase-binding protein LOS1. The transcript is spliced from 4 exons. Gene Ontology annotation, cellular component: nuclear pore; nuclear matrix; cytoplasm. The coding region runs from base 1 to 3093 and encodes 1030 amino acids. Gene Ontology annotation, biological process: tRNA re-export from nucleus. Gene Ontology annotation, molecular function: tRNA binding; small GTPase binding. The record is from RefSeq and is a predicted model, not a curated record. Lineage: Eukaryota; Fungi; Ascomycota; Eurotiomycetes; Eurotiales; Aspergillaceae.
AUGGAAGAACAGGUAGCAAAUGCCAUUGAGAUCGCCUGGAAUCCGUCCUCCGACCAAGCCCUGAAGUCGCAAGCCUUCGACUAUCUUAACCAACUCCGCUCCGAUCCCUCCGGGUGGCAGGUCUGCCUCAGCCUCUUCAUCAAGUCUCCACCACAGCCCGAGAUCGUGCGACAUGCAAGCUUAGAGAUCGUCAACAGCGCAGCCCAGGCGGGCUUGAUUCAUUUGGGCUCGCUGGUCGUCGUCAAGGAUGGACUGCUCUCGUACCUUCGGCAGGUGUACGGACCUGAUGCUACCGGUGUCCCCGAUGCCCCCUACAUCCAAAACAAAAUUGCGCAGACCGUUACUUUCCUCUUCUCCGCUCUUUACGCCAAUGGUUGGGAAACCUGCUUCGAUGAUCUCCUAGGCCUCACCUACAAGUCCUCCACCAGCACGACUCGUGACAACCCGCUCGGAAUUGUUUUUUACCUGCGUGUGGUGAACUCGAUCCACGAGGAGAUUGGCGAUGUGCUCGUCUCGCGGUCGCGGGGUGAGCAGGACAAGGCGAACAAUCUGAAGGAUCUGAUUCGGGAGCGGGACAUGCAGAAGAUUGCCAGCUCUUGGCAAGAGAUUCUUUCCGCGUGGCAGGAUGGUGAAGAUGUGGUGGUUGCCAUGUGUCUGAAGGCUGUCGGUAGCUGGGUUAGCUGGAUCGAUAUUGGUCUUGUUGUGAACCAGACCAUGUUGGACUUGCUCUUCCAGCUGCUCGGUCGGGCCAAGAAACAGGAGCUGCGUGAUGGAGAACGGCGGGUGCGCGAUGCGGCUGUUGAUGUUUUCACAGAGAUUAUCGGCAAGAAGAUGAAGCCUGCGGACAAGAUCGAAAUGAUUGAUUUCUUGAAGCUUAACCUGAUUGUUACCGAGUUGUCGAACAGCCCGCCCCUUCACCAGAACCGAUCAACGCCCGACUACGAUACGGACUUGGCAGAGACCGUGGCCAAGCUUGUGAAUAUCACUGUUCUGGAUAUUGUGCGGGUGCUGGAGUCCGAUACCGGCCCUGUCAAGGAGAAAGCCGAGACUCUUCUGCAAGAAUUCGUUCCCCACAUGCUGCGCUACUUCUCCGACGAGUAUGACGAAGUGUGCUCGACGGUUGUCGCUUGUGUGAACGACAUGCUUCAAUACAUCCGCAAGCUCAACAAGUCAAACCCAUCCUACUACGAACCCGUAAACGCUGAGCUUCUGCGCGGUUUCUUGACGGCGAUCAUCGCGAAGACACGCUAUGAUGAGACCUCGGACUGGGGCAAUGAAGACGAGCAAACAGAUGAAGCCGAGUUCCUGGAGCUUCGUAAAGGAUUGGGCGUACUGCAGCAUGUCAUUGCCAACUCCCACGAGGAGCUUUAUAUCAGUGUCAUUUCGCAGUCGGUCGAAAAUACGUUCUCAAGUGUGCGUGCUACACAGGGUCAAAUCGAUUGGCGCGACUUGGAACUCGCUCUGCAUGAGAUGUUCCUGUUUGGCGAUCUGGCCGUCAAGGGUGGUGGUAUCUAUCACAAGAAUGCCCCUGCAGGUCCUGCCGCAGUCAAGCUUAUUGACAUGAUGAACCGUAUGAUGGAGUGUGAUAUCCAGUUCUUCACACACCCUGCCACCCAACUUCAGUACAUGGAGAUCUGCGUCCGCUACAGCAUUUUCUUCCAGCACCACCAGCACCUUAUCCCCGUUGUCCUUGAUAGUUUCCUUAAGCUCGUCCACCACCCUAACCGGAAGGUCAAGACCCGUUCUUGGUACCUGUUCCAGCGACUGGUGAAGCAGUUGCGAGCACUCAUCGGCAAUGUCGCUCAGACUGUCGUUGAGGCUCUGCUCAAGCUCCUCGUGAUCAAGGCCGAGCUUCCUUCAGAAGGCGAUGAUGGCGAUGGAAUGUCUUCGGAAGACCAUGAGAGCUCUGCCGAUGCCAUUUUCAACAGCCAGCUGUAUCUCUUUGAAGCUGUCGGCAUCAUUUGCUCCACCCAUGGAGUCCCUGCCGAUAAACAGGUUCUCUACGCGCAAACAGUGUUGCAGCCUAUUUUUACCGAUAUGGAGCAGGCCAUCCAAGUGGCCAAGACCAACGACGAGCGAGCCAUCCUGCAGAUCCACCACGACAUCAUGGCUUUGGGUACUUUCGCCCGUGGAUUUUCCGACUGGACCCCUGGCAGCCACACUACGGCGAACUUGCCUGCCCCCGAGGUCUCCGAGGCCUUUUCUCAAGUUGCUGAAGCGACUUUGGUUGCACUCGAGUCUCUCAAGGGCUCUUUCAACGUUCGCACUGCUUCUCGGUUCGCGUUCUCGCGCUUCAUUGGCGUUCAGGGCGCACGCAUUCUGCCUCAGUUGCCCCGCUGGAUUGAUGGGCUUAUGACUGAGACUUCGUCGCGGGAUGAAAUGGCCCUGUUCCUGCGUCUUUUGGACCAGGUGAUUUUCGGCUUUAAGAGUGAAAUUUACAGCAUUCUUGAUACUCUCCUGACCCCCUUCCUCCAGCGUGUGUUUGCUGGAAUCGCCGAGCCGACAACGGGUACCGACGAUGAGAUUCAGCUUGCAGAGCUCAAGCGUGAAUAUUUGAACUUCUUGCUGGCAGUUCUGAACAACGAUCUCGGAGCUGUGAUCAUUAGCGAGAGAAACCAAACUCUCUUCGAAACCGUCGUUACCAGCCUCGAGCAUUUUGCCAAGGACAUUGAAGACUACACCACCGCCAAGAUGGCAUUCUCGGUGUUGUCCAAAAUGGGUCUUUCUUGGGGAGGACCCGACAUUGCUCCAGCUGCAGCCAACGGAACCGCCCCUAACCGGGCCGCACUCCCCGGCUUCGGCGGCUUCAUGAUCACCCGCUUCUCGCCCCUGUGCUGGGCACUCCCCGCCAACCCAUCCUUCAACUCGAAAGACGCUCAGGCGAAGCAGGUUCUUGCCGAAGCUGGCACCCUGCAACGCACUAUCUACCAGAAGACGGGUAUGGAAUAUGCCGACUACCUCCGGAACAACGAGCUGCCUGGCAUGGGCAUGGGCUCCGACCUCAUCGAGGAAUUCCUGACGGCAUUGACCCAGCUGGACCUGAGGAAUUUCCGGCAGUUCUUCCCGUCUUUCAUUCAGCGUCUGAGCGGCUGA